AUGUCACUAAUAGAAUGUGAUCGUUUCGCGGAUCUCCCACCGUCACGAGUCAGUGUACUUUUCGUUGCUUUUUAUAUCAUAGGACAGCUUGCGCGGCAGCGACAAAGACAAUUGUUCGUAGAGAGACUACCAAAGAACAGUACAUUUUCGCUCUUAGUCUGCAUUCUCAGACCGCUGGUUUAUCAUUAAACAUUUUGUGAAUCAAACAAAAUCGUUGCUGACAAUGCUAGAAUGUCUAGUAGCUAAAUGUUGUCUGUUGUAACUAGAACAUCGAGAUUUGUUAUCCUAAAAUACCUAAUUUCGUCGAUUGAAGAUCAGGACAAGGCUACAGCCGAGCAAGGAGAACAAGACCUCACCCUCAGCAUUUUGUUUGCAGAGACAUACAACAAUGUUAACCCAGAGAAAGAGAAAACGCACUGUGGAAGACUUCAACCAGUUUUGCACCUUUGUGUUGGCCUACGCUGGAUACAUCCCCUAUCAAACAGAGGAGUGGUGGUGUAGUGAGAGCAAGCCCAGGGACAGCAACCCCUGCAGCACCAGCCACAGUACCAGUCCAUGGGCCUACCAGUCCUCUCCUACCUCAGACUGUGGCUCCUCUGCUCAGAGCCAGAAGGAGGAAGGGAAGGAGGUGAAGAGGAGGUCAGACAGGAAGCCAGUCGGGCCUGGUCAGGGGGAGAAGAAGCCUAGAGGAGGAAGUGCCAAGAAGUCUCCCAAUACGAAACAUGCUGCCCCUAGAUCAACGGUCAGCAGAACGCCAGAGAUCCAUGAGCAGCACCAGCCCCAGUCUGGAUGGACCAACCACAACAGCUGUCCUACUGACAACAAAACACAUCCUCUGACAGAUCCCAAACGUGACCAUGACUGUAUACUUCCCCAAUCUUCCCUGACUCAACUCUUCCCUGAAGCCACCCCCAGCAGCUCUCUGUCUGACCACAGGAACAAGACCAACAACGGUCAGACAGACACACCAGACCCCAACGGGUCGGCUGGGAAGAAGAGCGACGCUACAACCCCUCAGAAGAAAGGAAGUGAAGAACAGGAAGUGACAGAGCAGCCAGUUGACAUGACAAUGGCAAGCUGUGAGACGGAGAGGAGCAGUCCUCACAGGCUGGGAGACAGAGAAAAAAAGAGAAGAAAGGAAGAGAAGAGGUCGCGGGAGAGCUGGGAGGGGUCUGGGAGUGAAGGAGGCAUAGACAGGGGUCAGAGGUCAGAUAUCCUGAGGAUGGUGAUGGACAGGAGGUUGAGAGGUCAGCUAGCUGAAGACCAAGAGACAGGCUACCACACAGAGGAGGGCAGCAGCCCCGACCAGGACCGGGACCAUGGAGGGAGCAACUACCAGACAGACCAGGGAGGGAGCGAUGGAGAGGACACGUCUGCAGACAACCGCAAGAUGGAGGAUGAGGAAGACUCGUGGGACCUGAUAACCUGUUUCUGCCUGAAGCCGUUCGCGGGUCGGCCCAUGAUAGAGUGUAGUGAGUGUGGCACCUGGGUGCACCUGUCCUGCGCUAAGAUCCGCCGCACCCACGUUCCUGAGGUCUUCACCUGCCAGCCCUGCCGAGAUACCAAGACCAACAUCAGACGCUCCAACCGGGCGCGGAUCGCCCCCCGCAAACGCUUCAGCGACUAGAGACUAUAUAGCACCAGCUGGUUCAUUGUCUGCGUCCCAAUUGGCAGUAGGUAGCCUAGUGGUUAAGAGCAUUGGGCCAGUAACCGAAAGGUCACUGGUUUGAAUCCCCAAGGUGGAAAAAUCUGCUGUUCUGCCCUUGAGCUAUGUAGCAACCCCAAACAACAACUGCUUCCCGGGCGCUGUUGAUGUCGAUUUAAGGCAGCCUCCCGCACCUCUCUGAUUCAGAGGGGUUGGGUUAAAUGCUGAAGACACAUUUCGGUUGAAUGCAUUCAGUUGUUCAACUGACUUAGGUAUCCUAUAUAGUGAACUACUUUUGACCAGAGCCCUAUGUAGGGUGUAGGGUGCCAUUUGGGACGUUGACCACUAGUGAGCAUCAAGUUCUAAGUUCUAUGCUGGUCCAUUUUUUCAAUCUGCAAAAACCGCCACCAGGGUUGUGUUCAGUAAGACACAAAAAAAGUAAAUUAACUUCUGUUAUUGGACAAGUCCAGGUAGUCCUCCCUGUUUCGGUCCUUUUUCUUCCAUUUUGUGCCUAAUGAACACGACCCAGGACACUGGGUUUAUUUACAAUAAAUAUACAUUUAAAAAAUAAAAUAAGAAAACAGUCAAACUAUCAACACAAAUAAACACUUUACAUUCCAGUAAAAUGUACAAUGUAGCAACCGGUGAAUGGCAACAUGAGUCUAUGAGUCUAUGGUUGUGUUCACCUGCUCAGAUGUUACAUUCAUCAACCAAUGGUUGCGUGCCACAUCAACUGUGCCGUUGGGCACCAGAUUGUUAUAACAUAUGUGGCUAGCUGAUACUUAAUACCUAUCCAGGGAUUGUAAGAUCCUAUCACUCUCACCAGAACAGUACAAUGUCCAUGCAUUCACAGACAAUCAUGUCUACUCAGGAAGGAAUGAGAGGCUACAGGAGAGUGAGAAAGAGGGAUUGGGGGAAUGGAGUGAGGGCAGGGGUGAAAGAGGAAUGUGUUUGGUAACGGUCUGCUGUUAUUGUUGUGGUGAGAACAUAACAUCUUCUCACAUGCUAAUCUCAUUUACCCCCACCCCUCCAUUCUGCCACCCACCCAUAUCUUCCUCCCUCCCUUAAUUACUCCCUCCUUCCACCCAUCUCUUCAUUUGUGCAUCACUGAACCUAAGGGCUUGCCUUGGCUCAUCUACACUAGUAUGUUCAAUUCACUACUAUGUAGGGAAUAGGGUGCCAUUUGAGACCCAUGGACAGGUUUCUGGGGACUACUUUCUCUAAAUAUGCAUUUUCAGUUAUUUCCACAGUUGUUGCCAUUUGAUGUAUAAGAUUGUCACACUCGGUGUAUAUCAGAUGGUAAACCUUUAGUAAGAUGUAAAUAGUUUGCUUUUUAGAGUUGUUUAUUAUAUCUUAUAUCUGACACAUGCAGUAAUAAAGGUAAAGGACUAA
Molecule: messenger RNA, 3037 nt
Organism: Salvelinus namaycush (lake trout)
Lineage: Eukaryota; Metazoa; Chordata; Actinopteri; Salmoniformes; Salmonidae
Product: PHD finger protein 13-like
Exons: 4
Coding region: 389-1627 (412 amino acids)
Source: RefSeq, a predicted model, not a curated record